AUGACGACGAAUAGGCCGAAAAUAAAAGUUGCAUCUGUUAUAAAUCGGAAAUACUUGGCAUUCAGAAAACUUGGCGAAGGAGGAUGUGGCGUAAUCUAUGAAGUGGCGAUGGUAAAGUGUCCCGGAAGACGGUUUGCGUGUAAGGCAGAAACCACAGUGUUCGACGAAGACCCAACGCUCCCUAUGGAACAUAAAGUGAUAUCAAAACUAAACGAGAAAAAUUCGAUACAUUGUGUAGAGCUAAUCGAAAAAGGACAAGGAGAAAACUAUCAAUUCAUUGUGAUGACACUACUCGGCCCGUCGCUUGACGCGAUUCGAUCGACACUCCCGACGAAUAAAUUUUCGACGUACUCGGCGUUAGUUAUGGCUAUUCAGGCACUCGAUUCGAUACGAGAGAUUCAUGAAAUCGGUUUCAUUCAUCGAGACGUGAAACCGGCGAAUUUCGCGAUAGGAACACUUGGAACCCCCAAACAACGAUUGCUUCAUGUUCUGGAUUUUGGAAUUUCCCGCCAAUUUUUGGUGAAAGACGGCGAUGGUGGAGGACUAAGAAUUCGAAAACCCCGGAGGAUUGUACCGUUUCGAGGGACACUCAGAUACUGCUCGGUGGCGGCGCAGGAGCGGAAAGAGCAGGGAAGACACGACGAUUUGUGGUCGCUGUUUUAUAUGAUUGUCGAGUUUGUGAAGGGAUCGUUGCCGUGGGCGGGAAUAGCCGAAGAAGACAAAGUGAUUGUGAUGAAAGAAGACGUGACCGAGCUAUUCAAUGGCAUCGAAUCGGAAUGCGCAAUGUUUGCACAGCAUUUAUCAAUUCUUCGAUAUCAAACGAAACCGGAUUAUGAUCUACUGAGAGAUCUUCUGCUGAACGUUUUCGUCAGGCGAAAUUUCAAUCCACAGAUGAAAGUUGAUUGGGAGAAAGGGGGACGGUAUGAUAGUCAUUUCGAGAAGAAGACUUCCACGCUACCCGCUGUCACCGAGAAAGACAUGACUGAAGUAGACCUGGCGAAAAUCUUGAAUGUGCCCGGUGCCGAGCGAAAUAUCACAAUGGAACAGAUAAUGGCGGCGGGUCGGGUGACGAAUGAUGACGAGGGGUUGAAUACGGCACAGGAUGAUACGAUUAUUGAGGAGGAUGGUGGACCGAAAUCGAACCGUCCCAAAAGUCAACCGGCGUCAAACACCCCCACCGAUGUCAGUAAGAAGGUUAGAAGACGUUACGUGGCGAAAACUCCUUCUGUGCAUAAGGUGGAAUUAAUCGAGCAGAACUGGAAAAAGAAGCAAGAAGAGGCGCAACGUGAGAAGAUUCUGAAGAAUGUGGCGGCGGCGAGACGGACGAAAGAGGAUUUUAUUGUGCCCGAGGAUAAUACGAUAGUGAAGAAGAAACAUGGUGGGGGGAAAACGGAGAGUACGACGACGACGACGACGAAAAGUGGAAAGAACUCGGAAGAGCACAUAUCGCUGACUUAA
Messenger RNA from Caenorhabditis remanei, 1458 nucleotides. RefSeq lists its product as uncharacterized. Gene Ontology annotation, biological process: peptidyl-serine phosphorylation; signal transduction. Gene Ontology annotation, cellular component: nucleus; cytoplasm. The transcript is spliced from 7 exons. The record is from RefSeq and is a predicted model, not a curated record. Lineage: Eukaryota; Metazoa; Nematoda; Chromadorea; Rhabditida; Rhabditidae. Gene Ontology annotation, molecular function: ATP binding; protein serine/threonine kinase activity. The coding region runs from base 1 to 1458 and encodes 485 amino acids.